CAAUUUUGAAACCCAGACAAGACAACGCAACUUACGUAUCUUCCACCAAAUACCUCUGACGUUUCUUCGAUUCCUAAAAAUAUUAUUCCCAAAAUUCCCUUUCCAUUUCAUCACAUGUAUUAAUUAUAUCCCAUCGUCGUGAACUCCAUUGCCAUCCCUCAAUUCUCGAACCCUACGAAUUCAUCUUUUUUUUUUCUUAUCGAAAUUCAAUUUGUGUAAGCUAGGGAUUUGUCCUGUGCAAUGUCGCAGAGCAGCGGAGACAGCAGUCGGGCGGGGCCGGACUUCAAUUUACCUGACGAGAUAUUAUCGGUGAUGCCUACGGACCCGUACGACCAGUUGGAUCUGGCGCGUAAGAUCACGUCUAUGGCAAUCGCGUCGCGGGUAACGAAAUUGGAAUCGGAAACGGGGAUGCUCCGGCAAAAGCUCCAGGACAAGGACCGGGUUAUUGUGGAGCUGGAAGACAAGUUAUCGCAGCUUGAGCAGGCCGCUCAAGAAGCUGAAUUCCGACUGAGAAUCACUUGUGAAGAUAAUAUGAAGCUAGCAAAGGAGAGAGACUCUUUGGCUUUGACAGCGAAGAAGCUGGAUCGUGAUUUGGCUAAGUUGGAGAAGUUCAAGAGACAGUUGAUGCAAUCACUAAAUGAUGAAAUUUCACCUCAGGCAGAAACUGUUGAUAUUGGCACUUAUGACCAAUCAGUUCCCAAUGGCCAUCCUGCAAAGGAUGACGAGGCAAAUGGAUUCAGAAGAAACCAUUCUGUUACCGGUUCUAUAGAAAGUACAAACAUUACUGAUAAUGUCCCUAAGCAAGUUGGACAUAGAUUUAUAACACCAUCCCUUGCUCCAAAAGCAUAUUCUACUAGUGUGUCUCCAAGAAGAUACUCGACUGCUGGAUCACCUCACAAAACCUCUGGUACCACCUCUCCAACAACCACUCAAUAUGGACGUGGUUCUCUUUCUUCAUGGUACCCAUCGAGUCAGCAGUCCUCGGCUGCAAACUCUCCACCUCGUGGACGCAUGAUACCAGGUAUGAGUACUCAAGAUUUUUUAUUUAUUUUUAUUAGCAUAUAGAAGUUACUGGUUACU
This is a messenger RNA of Olea europaea var. sylvestris, 1080 nucleotides long. RefSeq lists its product as uncharacterized. The record is from RefSeq and is a predicted model, not a curated record. NCBI's taxonomy places the organism in Eukaryota, Viridiplantae, Streptophyta, Magnoliopsida, Lamiales, Oleaceae. The transcript has 6 exons. The coding region runs from base 241 to 1065 and encodes 274 amino acids.